Messenger RNA from Penicillium expansum, 1530 nucleotides. RefSeq names its product bZIP transcription factor HapX (gene hapX). Gene Ontology annotation, cellular component: nucleus; RNA polymerase II transcription regulator complex. Lineage: Eukaryota; Fungi; Ascomycota; Eurotiomycetes; Eurotiales; Aspergillaceae. The record is from RefSeq and is a predicted model, not a curated record. The transcript has a single exon. The coding region runs from base 1 to 1530 and encodes 509 amino acids. Gene Ontology annotation, molecular function: transcription cis-regulatory region binding; DNA-binding transcription activator activity, RNA polymerase II-specific.
AUGGCCAGUGGUGUGUCUAUGGCACCUGCUCCAGCUGGAGUUCCUGCACUGGCCCUGGCACCGGCACCUACGCUGGCCGCCAGGCCCUCUGUAGCCCCUUCUCCAGGACCGGGUACACCCGGCUCUAUCACCUCGAGAGAAUGGGUAAUCCCACCACGUCCCAAGCCUGGCCGUAAGCCAGCUACGGACACCCCGCCAACCAAACGCAAAGCCCAGAACCGAGCAGCUCAACGAGCAUUUCGUGAGCGCCGGGCCGCCCGGGUUAGUGAACUGGAAGAGCAAAUGAAGGAAAUCGAAGAUAAUCACGAUAUCCAAGUCGCUUCACUUCAACAGCAAAUCGGAAACCUCUCGGGCGAGAUUGAUCAGUGCCGCGAGGAGAUGGGCUGGUGGCGCGACCGAUGCCACGCCUUGGAGAAGGAAGUAUCGAUUGAGCGCAGCGCAAAGGAAGCCCUUGUCAAGGAAUUCCGUUCAUCUCUUGCUGGCCCUAAUGUUAGCAAGCCUGCGCCCAUUCCCGACUCUGUUCCCUUGCCACCUCGCAAGACCAGAAGCUCCCGAAUGGAGGAUGUUCAGCCUACUAGUACCGAACGUAACAAGGAAGAUGGAGAGAUGCAUGUACCUUUGGGCUGCAACAACUGCUCUAACUCCCACUGCCAGUGCAUCGAAGAUGCAUUCGGCAUGCCAAUUGAUACCCAUGAGUCAUCUCGUUCUAGACACGCACCUCAUGGCGUGGGCAGCCCCGAACGAGAUCAUAGGGAUCCCCACAUCAAGCCCGAUCCGGAAGAGAUGGAAAUCGACUUCACCGCUCAGUUCUCUAGCGUUCCAACCCAGUCUCACGAGAACGAUGUCUCUUCGCCCCCCGUUGAUCCCUGCGGAUUCUGCCAGGACGGCACCCCCUGUAUCUGCGCCGAGAUGGCCGCACAGGAGCAGCAACGUGUACGCAACAUCAACACAUUCGAGACUAACCGUCUCGCCCCAAUCCAAUCCAUCUCUCAAUUCACCCCGCCCCCAUCCGAAGGAGACGUCCGCUCAGAAGUGACCCUCCCGCCCAUCAGCCAAGCGACCAACCCCUGUGCCAAUGGGCCAGGCACCUGCGCCCAGUGUCAAGCCGACCCCCGAAGCACUCUUUUUUGCAAGACGUUGGCAGCCUCCCGGUCAGCGAGCGGAACUCCAUCGGGAGGAGGCUGCUGCGGAGGCGGAGGAAAGGACGGCGGAUGUUGCAUGUCAAGAAAUGCCCCCGCCACCGCGUCCGCCACGCGUAACAACGCCUCCAUGUCUUCGAAACCUCCCGCACCCAAGCCCGCUCCGCCCUCCGAGCUAACGCUCAGCUGUGCCGAUGCCUUCACCACCCUGUCCCGCCACCCGAACUUCAAUCGCGCCAGCGAUGAGAUCUCAACCUGGCUGCCAAAGCUCCACACCCUCCCCGAUCCUCGCGAGAUCGCUCCCCCAGACAGCCGCGGUGCAUUGGAAGUCGAGGCUGCAAGUGUCAUGGGUGUGCUGCGAUACUUCGACCGUCGCUUUGCUGAAAAAUAA